Messenger RNA from Syzygium oleosum, 1160 nucleotides. RefSeq names its product magnesium dechelatase SGRL, chloroplastic. The transcript is spliced from 5 exons. The coding region runs from base 58 to 816 and encodes 252 amino acids. The record is from RefSeq and is a predicted model, not a curated record. Lineage: Eukaryota; Viridiplantae; Streptophyta; Magnoliopsida; Myrtales; Myrtaceae.
UCUCUGUGGGAGCGACAAUGGUGGGGCGGGCAACAUGAGGAGAAGAAAACCAGUGUUAUGCACCCCCCCAUGGCCUCCCAUUUCGCUUCCUCUGCCUUCUCGCCGACGCCGAACGCCGGCAUUUGUCAGCUCCGGUCGCCGGGGAGGUCGCCGCCGCCGCCGCCUGCCGCGCUCUCCGUCCAGUGCAACCGCGGAUCUCCGUACAGCACGCUCGUCUCUGAGGCCGUUAGGCUUUUGGUCCCUCCAGCAAGAUUUGAAGCUUCAAAGUUAAAAGUUGAUUUUACGGUAGGAGAGUCUGAUAAUUAUUCUGGAAUCAUCCCAAGAACUUACAUCUUAUCUCACUGUGACUUCACCGCCAAUCUGACUUUGACCAUCUCCAAUGUCAUCAGUCUUGAUCAGUUAAGAGGAUGGUACGAAAAGGAUGAUGUGGUUGCUGAGUGGAAGUCAGUCAACAAGGAGAUGUGUCUGCACAUUCAUUGCUUUGUUAGUGGUCCAAAUCCCUUGUUAGACCUUGCUGCUGAGUUUAGAUACCACAUUUUCUCCAAGGAGAUGCCUCUGGUACUCGAAGCCGUGUUGCAUGGGGAUGCAUUACUUUUCAGAGAUCAUCCAGAGCUAAUGGAUUCUCCAGUAUGGGUUUACUUCCAUUCGAGUUCUCAAAAGUACAACCGCAUUGAAUGCUGGGGGCCUCUCAAGGAUGCUGCACGGAGAGAACAAAUUCAAGGAUUUUUGACGGGAAGCAAUGAUGAUUCCCCUGUGCCUAGAAAGUGGAGAGGCCCUAAAUCAAUCUUCCAAGCUCUCUUUGCCUUCCUUCUGUAAAUGUGCAGGCAGCACAGUGCCAAUGGCCCCCUCUAAGAGCCCGACUCAAUUUUCACACAUCGAGCAGAGGAUGACUCAGCUGAUUGGUAACAUUGCGGAGAAACUUCAUUGAAGAUAUAAAGGUCAGACGGCAUUUGACAAUGAUUAUUUGAUCCUGAUUCAUUUUCAGUUAACUCGUUCAAUUUGCUGGAAAUGUUGAAAAUCUGGUGCAAUUGUCACCCAUUUAUUUCAUUUUCUUAGGCCAGCAGUUGAAUGUAUUUCUUGCUUAAAGAAUGUACAAAAAAGAAUGACUAGAUUCCCAAUCUGCCCCUCAAAUCAUGAAUGCAGAGUUUCAAAUUUGUGGU